AUGAGUUCUACAAGCAAAGCGUGGACGGUGGCAGUUAGCAUCGGUGUCGUAGAGACGUUGAAAGACCAGUUGGGUCUUUGUCGGUGGAACUACAUGUUCCGGUCGGUGAAUCAGCACCUCCGGAACAAUGUCCGAACUGUUGCUCAGGGGAAAAGGUUCUCCUCUUCUGUUGCCGCCGCAGUUAACUCGUCUGAUGAGAGUCAAAAGGCGAAGAAGUGUGAAGAAUCGCUCAGAACGGUUAUGUAUUUGAGUUGUUGGGGUCCUAAUUGA
Molecule: messenger RNA, 270 nt
Organism: Eruca vesicaria subsp. sativa (arugula)
Lineage: Eukaryota; Viridiplantae; Streptophyta; Magnoliopsida; Brassicales; Brassicaceae
Source: the annotation of a GenBank genome assembly